UGUUUUGUUGGUGACAUUUUCAAUAAAUAAAAGGAAUAUGUACGCUCACCACGCUGCACUUUGGUCCACUUCUUACGACGCCCGUGACACUACUAAUGAUAAUAUGACAACUUCAAAUACCGAGCUAGUGACAUUAAGUAGCCUAGGUUAACUUAGCUGACCUUCAAUUGAGGGAAUUCAACAGAGUUCUCUGUGACAUUUUUACAUCUCAUUCAAACUCUAAAAUUAAAUACAUGGGCAAAUGUUACCAAAUAUGAUAAUAACAGGCCUGCAUUACGGUAGGCAGCUAAUUGUUAAAUGACACUUUCCAUCCUUACCUUGGAAGGUCACUGGAUCUGCGCUGAUCGACAGUGAGUGUGACAACGCUAGCUAGCCAAUGGGAGCCUAGUAGAACGCCCCUCUGAAUAAUGAUGUGUGGUUUUGGCUUAACUGCGUUGGGGGAAAAGUAAGACGCGUCCUUGACAGAUACCAAAAGAACAGGAUGUACAAAGAGGCUUUUCCUUUUUUCACAAAUGUGUUGCUGACACAGUCACGUAGCUACUUCCUGUUCUCUCAGUAACAGCAUGGCAGAGAUGAAACCACAACUCUGAGAAAAACUAACCUUACUAACUUCACCAGAAGGACCCCCCCACUCUCUUGACUGUAUUGAGACAGAGAAGAGAUGUGAAGAAAGCGAUGCAACAUUUGUGGAUGAUAACAUGGCAGAGCUCAUUCAGAGAGUUACCAUGGUGAUGGCCAUAUCAGAUAAACUUCGUCAGAGGGGUAUGAUCCAUCGUGAGGCGUACUCUAAAGUCUGUGCUGCCCGGACCAGCCAGGAACAGAUGAGGGAGCUGUACAAGGUCUUAAACACAGUUAAAGUCAAAUCAGCCUUCUACAGGAUCCUCCAGGAGGAAGAGCCUUAUGUGGUCCACAAGCUAGGUGGGCGUGUCUGUAUAGAGGUGGAUGGCUAUGAACAGACUGAGAGCAUUGGGCAGAGGAGAGUGGAUGACGACACACAACGAGUUAAAGAGAAACAUAAAGCCAGUCUGAUGAAGAAGUUUGGAUUCGUGUUUGAAGGCACUGCAGUGGAUAGAACUCCCCUCAACAGCAUCUACACACAGCUCUACAUCACACAAGGACAGAGUGAAGGGGUUAAUAACGAACAUGAGAUUCGACAGAUUGAAUAUACAUCCAGGACAAAAAAAUCUACAGACACUCCAAUAAACUGCAAUGACAUCUUCAAACCUUUACUUGGAGAAGAGAGAGAAAAGCAGAGACCCAUCAGAACUGUGCUGACGAAGGGCAUCGCUGGCAUCGGAAAAACAUUCUCUGUGCAGAAGUUCAUCCUCGACUGGGCAGAAGAAAAGGCUAAUCAGGAUAUUAAUUUCAUCUUUGUGCUCCCACUCCGAGAGCUGAAUCUGAUUCAAGAUGACCAGUACAGUCUUCAUGGACUUUUGCGUUACUUCCACCCUGAACUUACAGAGAUAGAAGAGGCAAAGAUAUAUGAUCCCUGCAAAGUCAUGUUCAUCUUUGAUGGUCUGGAUGAAAGCAGACUACCAUUAGGUUUUCAUCAGAACAAGAAGUUGACUGAUCUAACUGAGACAUCAUCAGUUGACAGGUUGAUGACAAACCUCAUUGAGGGGAAUCUGCUUCCCGAAGCUCUCCUCUGGAUAACCUCCCGACCAGCAGCAGCCAAUCAGGUCCCCCAUGAGUACAUCAACAAGGUGACAGAAGUACGAGGGUUCAAUGACAAACAGAAAGAAGAGUACUUUGAGAAGAAUGUUGAGGAUAAGAACCGGGCCAGGAGAAUCAUCUCACACAUUAAUACAUCAAGGAGCCUCCACAUCAUGUGCCACAUACCAGUCUUCUGUUGGAUUACUGCUAGGGUUCUUGAGCAAAUGUUGAGUGAAGAUAAAAGUGGAGAUAUCACAACUCGGACUGAGAUGUACAAUCACUUCCUGCUCAUUCAGACAAACCUGAAAAGCAAGAAGUAUGAUGGGAAAAAGGAGACAGAUCUGGACAUAAUCAUAGAAAGAAACAAAGAAAUAAUUAUCAAACUGGCACAACUUGCAUUUGAACAGUUGUUGAAGGGAAAUCUGAUAUUCUAUAAGAAAGACCUGGAGGAGUGUGGCAUUGAUGUCAGUGAAGCCUCAGUGUACUCUGGGUUUUGCACAGAAAUUCUGAAAGAAGAGUAUGGGUUGUAUCGGAAGAAAGUUUACUGCUUUGUUCACCUGAGUUUCCAGGAGUUCCUUGCUGCUCUGUUCGUGUUCCACUGCUGUGUGAGCAAGAACAUCAAGGCCCUGGAGUCUUUCAUUGGGGAUGUGUCUUCAGAGCUGCCCUUGCAUGAGCUGCUGAAGAUGAUGGUGGAUAAAGCCUUGAAGAGUGAGAAUGGACACCUGGACCUGUUCCUCCGCUUCCUUGUUGGCAUCUCAACAGAAUCCAACCAGAGACUGUUACAAAACCUACUGCCACAAACAGAGAUCAGCUCAGAGACUGUUAAGGAAAUUAAGAAAUACCUCAGGAAGCCAAAUGUAGAGCAAGUUUCACCUGAUAGGUACAUCAAUCUACUCAUCUGCUUGACUGAGAUGAAAGAUGAUUCAGUACAUGAGGACAUUGACAAGUUCCUGAAGUCAGGAACACAAACAGGAAAAGAACUCUCAGGUUCACACUUCUCAUCACUGGCCAACGCACUGCUGAUGUCAAAGGCCGUGCUGGAUGAGAUUGACCUGAGGACAUACAACUUGUCACCUGGGUGUACGAGACUGGUCCCAGCUGUAAGGAAAUGCAGAAAGGCCAUACUGAUUGGCUUUGAACUCUCUAUGGAGGACUACGAAUCACUGGCCUCCAUUCUCCAAUCAGCAGACUCACAUCUAAGAGAGCUGCACCUGGAUGACAUCGGGGAGCGUGAUCCUGAUGGUAUUGAUGACCCUGGUGGUGAUGACGAGGCAAGACUGACUGUUCUCUUUGCUGCGCUGACUGUUGUCCUCGCUGCACUGAAGCAUCCACACUGUAAACUGGAGACACUGAGACUGGGUGGCUAUAAACUCUCUGAAGAGCACUGUGAGUUACUGCUCUCUGCUCUCCAAUCAGCGGACUCACAUCUGAGAGAACUGGACCUGAGAGACACUCAGCUGUCUGAUGGUGGCGGGAGGGAACUCUUUGCUUCUCUGAAACAUCAGAACUGUAAACUACACAAACUGCGACUGGCUAGCUUUAGAAUCUCUGAGGAGAACUGGGGAUCACUGGCCUCCGUUCUCCAAUCAGCAGACUCGUCUCUGAGAGAACUGGACCUGGACCUGAGGAACAGUGGACUGUCUGACGAUGGUGGGAGGGAACUCUUUACUGCUCUGAAACAUCCCCACUGUAAACUACAGAAACUGAGGCUGAACGGAUGUUAUCUGACAGAUAAAUGGUGUGAAGCGUUGGCCUCAGCUCUCAGCUCAAACUCCUCUCACCUGAGAGAGCUGGAUCUGAGUCACAAUGUCCUGCAGGAUUCAGGAGUGAAGCUGCUCUCUGCUGGACUGGGGAAUCCACACUGUCAACUACAGAAACUGAAGCUGUCAUUCUGUAGAGUCACAGAGGAAGGCUGUGCUUCUCUGGCCUCAGCUCUAAGGUCAAACCCCUCCCACCUGAGAGAACUGGACCUGAGCUUCAAUCACCCAGGAGACUCUGGAGUGAAGCUGCUCUCUGCUAGACUGGUGGAUCCACACUGUAGACUGGAGAAACUCAAUGUGGACCAUAAUGAAGAGAUCUGGGUUAAAUCACAACUGAUGAAGACAUAUGCCUGUGAUCUCACACUGGACCCAAACACAGCACACAGAAACCUCUCUCUGUCUGAGGGGAACAGAAAGGUGGAGAGGGUUAAAGAGAAGCAGCCGUAUCCCAAUCAGCCAGAGAGAUUUGAUAUGUACGCCCAGGUGUUGUGUAGAGAGGGUCUGACUGGGCGCUGUUACUGGGAGGUAGAGUGGAGCGGGCUGGCUGACAUAGGAGUGACAUAUAAAGGCAUCAACAGAAAAGAAGAUGGUUCUGCCAGUGACUUUGGAUACAAUAACAAGUCCUGGCGUCUGGCCUGCCGUGGGAAUCAUUACGGUGCCCUCCACAAUAGUGAAUAUACUACUAUACAUGCUCCACACCUCAUCAACCCUCCUCAACCCCAGAGAGACCUGUCCUCCUCCCCUCCACACCUCAUCAACCCUCCUCAACCCCAGAGAGACCUGUCCUCCUCCCCUCCACGCCUCACCAACCCUCCUCAACCCCAGAGAGACCUGUCCUCCUCCCCUCCACGCCUCAUCAACCCUCCUCAACCCCAGGGAGACCUGUCCUCCUCCCCUCCACGCCUCACCAACCCUCCUCAACCCCAGGGAGACCUGUCCUCCUCCCCUCCACGCCUCACCAACCCUCCUCAACCCCAGGGAGACCUGUCCUCCUCCCCUCCACACCUCAGAGUAGGAGUGUUUCUGGACUGGCCGGUCGGCACGCUUUCCUUCUAUGAGAUCUACUCUGACACAAUGACCCACCUGUACACAUUCCAGACCAUAUUCACUGAGCCCCUCUACCCAGGGUUUGGUGUUUCUAAUGAGGAGGGCUCUUCAGUGUCCCUGAUCCAGGUAGAGUAGUCUCCUGUGUCCUGGAGGAACACCUGGGUAUCCAUGGAAACACAGUCACACUCCUGUUCUAACCCAACCAUGUGACAUGAUAGGGUGUUGUUGACAGUGAUCAUGACUACAGAUAUGGACAUUGUAACAGAUAAAUGUUGUUGACAGUGAUCAUGACUACAGAUAUGGACAUUGUAACAGAUAAAUGUUGUUGACAGUGAUCAUGACUACAGAUAUGGACAUUGUAACAGAUAAAUGUUGUUGACAGUGAUCAUGACUACAGAUAUGGACAUUGUAACAGAUAAAUGUUGUUGACAGUGAUCAUGACUACAGAUAUGGACAUUGUAACAGAUAAAUGUUGUUGACAGUGAUCAUGACUUCAGAUAUGGACAUUGUAACAGAAACAUUUUGUCAACGGUGAUCCUGACUUCAGAUAUGGACAUUGUAACAGAAACAUUUUGUCAACGGUGAUCCUGACUUCAGAUAUAUGUAUUCACACCACUGAGUCAAUACUUUGUUGAAGCACCGUUGGCAGCGAGUACAGCUGUGAGUCUUUUUGGGUAAGUCUCUAAGAGCUUUGCACACCUGGAUUG
Molecule: messenger RNA, 5167 nt
Organism: Salvelinus namaycush (lake trout)
Lineage: Eukaryota; Metazoa; Chordata; Actinopteri; Salmoniformes; Salmonidae
Product: NACHT, LRR and PYD domains-containing protein 3-like
Exons: 12
Coding region: 699-4595 (1298 amino acids)
Biological process (GO): regulation of apoptotic process
Molecular function (GO): protein binding
Source: RefSeq, a predicted model, not a curated record